AUGCGGCGGGCUUGCAAGUCUGGAAACAUCGAUACGAUACGAUUAGCUACUUCAUAUGGCGCUGACGUAAACAUAAUUGACGCCCAAUAUAAAUGUUGUUCGACUCUCAAGUUAGCUGCGGAAAGAGGGCACGCCGAUGUAUUCGACUUACUGGUAGAGAUGGGAGCCACUUUCGAUCAUAGCAAUGUCACACUCAGUCCUCGUUUCUCCAGGAAACUGUGCAACCCAGUCAAAGAAGCAGUUCUAUUCUCGUUGUUUAAAGCUGGAUUCGGCUCACUGAAGGGGAUCGAGCUGUCUCUCCCGUCCGUCAUUCGAAAUGGAGGGUCGGUUGAACUUGUCCGGACACUUCUCGAUCAUGGGGUCGAUGUCAAUAAGCAUGAAAGGGUCUACGGACCCAAGCAACACCACAUCGUUGUGACAGCCUUGACAACUACCAUUCUGGAAAACAACAUACAAAUUUUCGAUGUACUGAUUGAAAGGGGCGCCGAUAUUCACGGCACCGAGAAGUGCAACCCUUUCAACAAACAUGCACCUUAUCCGUUCCGACAACCCCUGCACCUCCCUAUCUAUGCAGCAGCGGUCUCAAUGGUUCAGCAUGGAACUACAGCUAUGAUGGAACGAUGCCUCGAUUUGGGCGCCCACAUCAAUUUCAUAUCCCGCAACAGAGAACACCCAGCAGCCAACGCUGUGCUCACUACGCCGCUACUUACUUAUCUCUCCGCGAUCGAAACCUGGGACGACAAUGCAAAGCUCCAUCCAGUUGACGGCUUAAAGUUCUUCUUGCAACAUGAGGCCAACUUGGAAAUUCCCAUCGGCUUCAAAAAAGCAGGUCUCGAGAAUGAGUAUGUCCAGAUCCAGGCGACCAUCGAACUGCUUCUGGACAAGUGGGGCAUCGAAAAACUUUGCAACCCGGAAUUCUUGUUGACCAUCGAGUUUCUCAUAAAACAAGGAGCUGGUAAAGAUGUAUUCAUCAGGUUUCUGACAAAGUAUAGAGCCGUGGGUGACAACAUUCCCCCGGGUCUCCUGCAAAACUGGGCUCGCAUCGCAAAUCUCCUCCUCGAGCAACACGCCUCAGAUCCAAACAUCAAACAUAUUUUGCUUCGCAGUAUUCUCACACAAUAUCGCCCACAUGAAACCGGAGGGUUUAGCGACAUUGAUCGCUGCACAGUACGCUGUGCCAUUGCCGCAGGAGCGGAGAUUAACGCGCAUCAUGGCGGUGCCACCAUUCUGCACGAAGUCUGUGGAUAUCGCAAUAUGGCUACAUUCUCUCACAUCUGCGGCCAUGAUGAUAUCUUCGCCUGUGGCCAUGUCCGGCUAAUGUUCUCAUUCUUCUCCUUCCUCCACGAAAUUGGGGCGGAUCCACGCAUCAUUAUCAAGGGGAAAUCACCAAUCGAUGUCUUGCUAGAGCCUACACAGCAAUCCUUUCGGCUCUCGGCUUCUGGAGAAAAGUACCUCGUCAGAAUAGGGAAUAUUCUACUUGGAGAGGUGGACAAGUACAGCCUUUCUGACCUGAAGUCGUUGGAUGUAGUUUCCAGACGUCGAAAGCUUCGAAAUUUGGUCUUUGGUCGCCAUGCCUAG
Messenger RNA from Cadophora gregata, 1578 nucleotides. RefSeq lists its product as uncharacterized. Gene Ontology annotation, molecular function: protein binding. NCBI's taxonomy places the organism in Eukaryota, Fungi, Ascomycota, Leotiomycetes, Helotiales, Ploettnerulaceae. The record is from RefSeq and is a predicted model, not a curated record. The transcript has a single exon. Bases 1 to 1578 code for a protein of 525 amino acids.